AUGAACUCGGACCCCGGGCAGAUAGGGCAGUUACCGCGGGGCGCCGCGUGGCGGCAGCACCUCCGCGACUCCCGCCCGAGCAGGGCCGCGAGGCUGUGCGUCGCGCCAGUCGCUGUCCGACCUGCGGAUAGAACGGGCGCGGGCGGUAGAUGUGGGGCGUCUGUCAGUGCGUCACGGUCAGCUUCGCGCGAAGUGUCUGGCGCCGUGUGCGUGCGUGGUGAGGGGUUGCUGCUGCGCGCCGGUGCGAACGAGUCAUGCACGGCCGGCGCGGACACCAUGCGGAUUCUGCCCCGUGGUAGAGGCGCGGGACGGGGACGCCAGCGCGCCGCGUCGACGGUCUGGUCGUCAUCGCCGUCGUCCGCCGCGGCGACAGCCGCUCUGGCACUGCUGCUGAUGUUCACGUCGGGCGGUAUCGGCGCGCCCACCACCGUCAUGGGAGAGCAGUGCGACUGGACUGGAAGCGGGCUGUCGGGCAGCGGCGGCUCUCGGCUGGUGACGCCGGUGUACCUGCGGUGCCGCGAGGGCGCGGUGCGCUGGUCCUACCCCCGGGGCGCGCUUCGCGUCGUGCUGCGGCUCGGCGGCGGCCGCGAGUUCCGCGGCUGCAUCAGGGCGCAGCCGGGCCACGACCGCGACCACGACCGCGACCACGACCACGGGCGCAACCAGAGCCGGCAGUUCGCGGGCGCGCGCGUCUUCCUGGAGGGCGAGCGCGCGCUGGCGCCGCUGCUGGUGCCGGGCGAGACGCGCGCCGCGCGCUGCUUCAACAGCCGCGGGGGCCGCGCCGCGCUCUACGUCGAGGCCGACCCGCCGCCCGCGGGCGCGCCGCCCCCGCGCGCCGCCGCCGCCUUCGUCUACGACCUGCAGCCGCUGCCGCGCGGCGCAGCCGCCUACGACCCCUUCGAAGAGUGCCGGCCCUGUACCCCAGACGAGAUGACUACUGCGUUCUGCACCAGCGACUUUGUGGCACGUGGCAUCAUCAAAGGUGUGGAGCUGGAUGAGGAAGCAGAGGUCUCGCGGCUGCACGUCAAGCUGACAAAGCGGCUGCGCCAUUCGACAGUAGACAAUAGUGUCGACAUGGAUAGCUCCGACGAGUCUGAGGUGACAGUGCAGAUGCCAGCACACUGUGGCGCGCGCCGUGGUGUUGGCGAAUUUGUCGUCAUGGCCCGGCGGAAACUGGGCGAACUGGCACUGGUCUGUGCACCACGCCUCGAAGACUGGGCUGAGCUGACAGCACGCGGGGCAGCCUCAGCACACUGCAUCCUCUCCAGCUAGCUUCAACUGGACCAGCACCGCAUCCUCUCCAGCUAAAUCCACCUGGAAUGGCACUGCAUCAUCUGUGUUAAGACUGGCACAGCAUACUGGAACCAGACGCCACUUGCUAAAGACUGGGCCAGGUUGACAGCUCAUGAGGCAGCCUCCACACACUGCAUCUUCUCAGAUUGUUCCUGCACUGCGUCAUGUCCAGAUGUGUCAAGCUGAACCAGUUCUCCGCCAUCUGUUGCUAAAUUGAAGUGGACCAGCACGGCAGCCUCUGGAGCUAAUUUCAGGUGCGUGACCUGUGCAUCCUGGGAUAACUGGCCAUGUGCUGAAGAUAAGACUGUAUUCGUGGCUUCUGUGGCAUCCUCAUAGUAUCUAUCAUCUCAAGCUAUGUCUAUAUGGAUUGGCACUGUAUACACUACAGUUAAUUACUUUGGGGCCAGUACAGCAUUCUCUCCAGCGAGCUGUGUCUGUACCAAGAGUGUGUCCUUCCUAGCUAGUCCCAUUAGGCCCAGCAGAUAGCUCUGUCCAGACCAGCUAGUUGGUAAUAAAGUAGUGUAGCAACUGCUCCAAUAAGCUCCAAGUGGGCUGUAAUCUCUCUUGCUUGUUGCUUCUGCACUAUCAGUCUCUGGAACCAACUACUGAAGCCUGCAAGUGAGUCAAUAGGUCCUGUCCAUUUUAUCUCUAGAUGAGUCCUCAUUAGUUCCUGCAUCUUAGAAUUGCUCCAUGUUAUCGUUGGAAGCAACAACUUCAAAGUGCUACUUUAACCUCAAUAGAUACUUGCCAGCACCAUUCAGACAUCACGUACAAGCAAUGUUCCUCCUUCAUCACACUCCUCUUCGGAAAUGAGGUAUAGACUCUUCAGUCCUAAAUGAAGUUGCAGCACACUUGGCAAAAGAUUUGACAUUCUAUAGCAUGAAUCCAAUCUCUGCUUCGAAAGUGACUGUGAUGGUCUGCUGUUUUGAGGCAAUGAAUGCUUUUCUGACUUAUUAGAGAGUAAUUCAUUCAGUUUGUUUCUCUAAUUUGCUUUGUGACUUAUUACAGUCAAGAACACCUACAAAGAAGGGCAGAUGAAUGUAAUGUGGAAUGUCCUUUUAGUAAAAUAAGGUAAAAGGGUUUCAAGAGGCCAUUAAACUGUGGUCAUCAGCCUCCUCACUUACAGGUUUGAACUCUACAUGAUGUGCAAGAACAGUUAAUGAAAACAUAGAGUAUGUGAUUUUUCUUUGCAUGAACUCUACUAAAUACUGUGAAAGAUGAGGGGAUACUAUAUAAUUAUUGCACCACUGACCAUUUCAUACACUCAGAAAUUCAAGAAGACAUGCAAAUACUAUUGUACUGUUCACUGAUACAUUACCUGAUACUACUGGAAACAACACUGGAUUCAGAAUAGAUAAGCACAUAAUGGAGUCAUCUGGGGUGAGACAAUUCAACUAUGCUGGUAACAGUGAGUACCACAAGACAGUUACAUGAAUUUCCACAGGUGCAUAGGUAUUCAGUUUGAAGUAGAGGAACCAACUGGAUAAGUUACUCUGUGGAAAUUUACUACAGGCAAAGAGGAAUUCCUAUACAAAAAACACUUUAAUUUACUCUGUACUGUGAGUGAUGAUUAUUAACUGUGGUUUUAUGAGUAGUAUUUACUAGUGGAGGUAAUAUAUAUGCAAGAAACAGAAGUGUUAUCAGUGCCAGUAGCAAAUUCCCUCACUAAUACUUUCACCUAUCUAUAUAUCACAAGACCAUCUACAUUCUCAUGUGUCUUUCUGGCUUGAGAGCAGGAAUGGGUUUUAUUUUAUACCUUUUAAAUUGUGGACCAAACUGCAGCAGUACUUCAAACAUGACAUUUCCCAAGUAAUGAAAUAAGCAGAUGAUAAGCAGUUUGGUGCUUGAGGGCUAUACAUGCGUGUGCUGGACAGAAGAAAAACUGAUUUUGUUACAACAAACCCAUGAUGCGAGCAUUCUUGUGUUAUAUGUGGAAAUGUGUUAGUUCCGGAAAACUAUAGGACUGUGAUAAAAACUGGUUCUUGUACUCUAUGUGCAAUUGCCUGCAGUGGACUGAGACAUAACUGACUGUUGUGGGUGUGAAAAAAGGUUGUUUUGUUAAUAUUUGUGAACAUUGUUGUGAUAUACUUUAUAUUAUGAAACAUGAGACUGAACCUAUGAGGAAGCAGAGUUUGAUGUACAUAAUGGAUUGUUUGAGGGGUAAGAGAAAUAUUUUAUGUUGUAGGUGUUAGAAGUGUUGGAGACCGAAGGAAAAAUUCAGAUGCCAUAUCCUUGUGUUGUGAUUUCCUGCUUAUAAUUUGUGUAUCUGAGACAUGGUAACAACUUGAUGUCUCUUAAGCAUGCUGUGGACAAGAUUGGUUGUAGGCCUGAAUAUUAUCUUUUGCGCUCACUCACGAGCAACAAGUACAGUAACAAUAAUUAUUUGGCAACUUAGGAGGUAUGUUAUGUGUUUCCAAGAAAACUGUUUUCCUAUCUCAUUUUCCUGAAUUGCCCACCCCUAGUAUGCCUCCUUAGUGACAGAUAGCUUGCUUUUGACCCUGGUACAAUGUGUUUGUUGCUUUCAUCAUAAAUUUUCAUUCCAAAAGUGAGACAUAAUUAGCGGUUAUCAAAUAUGUGGUCCAUGUUUCUGUUUGAUGGGUAUCAUAGUUCCAUAUUCAAUAAAACUGAUUAUGCAGUUUGUUACUAAAAUAUAAAGAAAAUGUGUGUUGUAAGCAUAAUGUGGAUGUGAAUCAGAAACAAUCUGUUGCUGCCUUAUCAAGACUUAUUUUAACAAUCCAUUAAUUCUAGGGGUGUGUAAUGCAGUUUAUUAGACAAUUGUGGGAAUAAGAGAAAGACAAGGAAAUGCUACAAAUACAAUAAUAUUUAAGAAGGAAACUAAAGCAAAAUCAUUAUCUUGAGUAGGAAAACAGUUUCUUCCAUCAGCUUUCAUUAUGUUCUAAUCUAGCAUGUCCUAUAGACAGUGAUGCUAAUUUCUAUGUAAAGUGUCACUUAUAUUUUUGCAAUAUGUAUUUUGAGUGCACAAUGAAAGAUAUUAUUUUAAACCAGUUAAAGGUGCAAUAUUAUUCAUAGUAAAUUUUUAAUCAUAUCAGACACACCCUUACUUAAGAGAGGUCAAAUUUUUAACCCUCAUCAAAAACUUAUCAGUCAUUCAAUUGAGUCAUGUUUGAAAAGAUUUUAUUGUAUAACUGCAUAGGCUUCUCUGGCUACAGUCAGCUAACAUGAAAGUUGUCUGUAUACAGUACUACAUUAUGUUGUACACCUAUGAAGGCUGCUGUAGCUGCGGCCAAAAUGUGUGUGUCAUCAAUAAUAGUUUUUUACAGUAUGAUGUAGACAACUUCCAUGUUAAUAGGAUUUACUAUGCUUGUUGUAAAAUAAAAUUAUUUUUAUUCAUGUCUUUUUAGUAUAUUCUUCAUAUUGGAGGUAUUUACACUGGAAAUAUUUGAGAGGUCUUAAGAAUUCCCAGUGUAAUAAAGCAUGGAGGCAACAUUAUAGCAUCUAAAUGUGGGAAAGAGCAGUGCCAAGAAUAGUAGAAGGAAUUUUCUCUUGUAAAAUAAUUUUUAUUUCCAUUACUGUGUAAAUACUUUAACAUGACUUUAUUUUCCAUUUGAAAAUGAGAAAACCAGCUAUAUCACUGCUAAAGUAUUCUCUAAAUGGUUUAUUUUUAUACUAAUAAAUUAAUACUUCAACAUAUGUCUUCCUUGUGAAUUCAUCGUGCCAAAAUGCCUACCCUAAGUAGGCCUUGUUAUUAAAUUCUUUACUUUUCUCCUUCCAUAAUUAUUUGCUUUCUGGUUUAUUCCAACAAUUUUUUUAAAAUUUCAGGCAAAAAUAUGUGUUGUUAUUUUGACACUGGUGUAUGUGUAUGGAGCUGUGUCAAGUAGAAUGUUCCUCUCUUGAUUGUUUCCUGUAUAAUGAUGUGACUGACAGUUACAUAGUCACUUAAGUUUUUUUACUGUUUCAGUUAUAACAUUGUAAGCUGUAAUAUUGUGUAAACAGACUAUUUUUAAUAAUUUUGGAAUGUGUAAUAUUUGUCAAUAACAUUACAAGGCUGUAAAAAUGUAAAUAGUCUGAUGUAUAAAAUUUAUGCACUGUGCCAUUAUAAGAGAAAGUAUUGGCCAGUUGUGUAUAUGAAAUGUUCUUCUGUACAUUGUAUAAAAAUGGAUCUCGAGAAGUUUAACAAUAUAAGGUAUUGUGAUGUUACACAGAUAAAUUAGAGUCAGAGUAUUAGAAACUAUUUUUGAAACAUAUUUUAUGCUUAUGUAUCUGUUACCACCAUCCUUACAUACUUCUGGUCUAAGCACUUGUUUCAGAUGCACUUGCAUAGUAGCUCUGUAGUGCAGCAUAGUGUUCUCUAAACACAUCCAAACUAAUAUUUCCAACUUUAUUCUUGGCUGAUAGUCUGAGUCAGUGUCUUCUAGUAUUACAGUAUCCACAUCUGAUUCCAGUCUGAGAAGAAACUCUCAGAAUUAUAUUGUCAUUGUUAUAAAUGUUACUGUUGGAAAAUUAUCUUUAUCAUUAAUAUUAGUACUCUUUUUAUCUUGUAAUAACAUUUCAAGAGUAUAAAGUCUUUAGUAUAGUGUAGUAAAUACUUUGAUAUAAACAAAAUCUGUUAUCUGCAUUUAAUUUUUCAAUAUUCAAUGCACAUCUUGAGAAAAUCAGCUUAAAAAUAUUCAAGCAGAAUAUGAGUUGUGUUGCAAAUUUGCAGAUUAAUUCCUAUUGUUGAGCUCUUCUUCAAGAAAGUGACAGUUCAUUGUUGGUAGAUCUUAAAUUCAUUAUAGUGUAGAAAAGUGAAUAACUGCAAAGCUCCACAUGUGACUGUAAAGAGAUUACUGGGCUGCAAUAAAGUUGAAAGGAGUUAAAAUUA
This is a messenger RNA of Schistocerca serialis cubense, 6115 nucleotides long. RefSeq names its product meteorin-like protein. Gene Ontology annotation, molecular function: hormone activity. Lineage: Eukaryota; Metazoa; Arthropoda; Insecta; Orthoptera; Acrididae. The transcript is spliced from 4 exons. The record is from RefSeq and is a predicted model, not a curated record. The coding region runs from base 1 to 1272 and encodes 423 amino acids.